AUGUCUACAACGCCCGUCCCCGGCAAUUUCGAUGAAGUGAAUAAGAGAAUUACGCGGAUUGAAAAGGAGAUUUCAGCGUUAACUGUCAUUACUCGUUCGGAGGCCUUGCUUGUGUCUUACGUCGACGUAACGAAGUUCGGUUAUGAAAGACAGAGUUACAAGCAAAUGUUUCUCGACCUUUCGAAGAAGCUCAUCGUUGUCGAUAUUUCUGAGAAGAUUAGAAGUGUGAUAAAACUAUCUUCGAACAAGGAAAAUGAACACCAGUUUGUGGUAAAUCUUCUUGAUGCGGAACUUCUGAAGUUAUAUUCGGGAAAAGAUUUCGGGAAGAAGAUUCGGGAAUUAAAUGCUGAACGUGGCACGAGGCUAACGAUUUCGAAGUAUCAAAAUAAAGUGGAACUGACGAAUCGCGAGAAGGGGCUCUUUUACAGGAAGAAGCUACUCGAGGUUGGCAAAUUUGACGGUAUGGAUGUGAAAAGCAUCAAAGUCAACAAUGAGGCUUAUCUGCUGAUCAACGGAACGAAGACCUCGUACAAGCGAAUUGAGGAGGUUGCCGGAAUCAAGUAUAAUGAAGCUGAAGGGAAGCCUCGUAGGAAGCGAAUUGGAGAGUUCGGCGGACCAAUCGACACAAAGAAGGCGAAGAAA
Messenger RNA from Mesorhabditis spiculigera, 642 nucleotides. The record is from the annotation of a GenBank genome assembly. NCBI's taxonomy places the organism in Eukaryota, Metazoa, Nematoda, Chromadorea, Rhabditida, Rhabditidae.